Messenger RNA from Hylaeus volcanicus, 5509 nucleotides. RefSeq names its product hyccin (gene Hyccin). The record is from RefSeq and is a predicted model, not a curated record. Lineage: Eukaryota; Metazoa; Arthropoda; Insecta; Hymenoptera; Colletidae. Gene Ontology annotation, cellular component: plasma membrane. Gene Ontology annotation, biological process: phosphatidylinositol phosphate biosynthetic process; protein localization to plasma membrane. The transcript is spliced from 8 exons. The coding region runs from base 487 to 1983 and encodes 498 amino acids.
CGCAGUAGUUACAAGUUGUUACAAGUGUCAGACUCGCAAUUGAAAUUCGAGUGUCGUUCAGGAAAGACAUGGAGAUGAUCUUAAGAUGUUCGAGCAUGAUCUUGAAUAAGUUUAAGCUCUGUUGACUGUUACUGAUUGAUAAGAGAGUGAUCGUUAUCAAGAUUAAAAGACCGGAACUUAACGUCGAAAUUGCUCGUGACAGUAACGUUAAGCGAUGUUAACGAUAUUUCACUUCAUCACAGUUGUCGACAGUGAACCGCUCGAUCCUCGAAUUAGGAUUAAAUUAUCGUAAAAUACGAGAAUAGACUUUAAUUUAGACCAACGAUGGAUGCUCGAGGCAUUGUUCGUAGAAGUUGUUUGUGAACAGCUAAUAAUCCCUGAUAAUCAGUGUAAUGAUCGUCAAAGUGCUGAAUGAUUUAUUUUGGAUGCCGAAAUUUCUCAUCAACAAGAUCCUGAUUUAUUGACACAGGCGAGAGGAAAGUAAAAAUGACGGAGAGCUUGAUAAAUGAAUGGUUGGCAGACUGCGCGGAUGUCUCACUUUCGGAGCUCCAUACUUUCGCUACCACUUUAUUGCAAGACAACGAGAUUGUCAGAGCGCUUUACGUGCUCUUGGAAGAACGUAGUAAAUAUAGCCAGGUACUGGUGGAUACCGUAUGCGAUCAGUUAUACAAUUUCUACCGUUCUCGGGAAACAGAAUUGCAGAGGUUUACCUUGCAGUUUUUGCCAACAUUAGUAUACAUUUAUUUAAAUUCUGCAGCUCACGGUGAUAUUAAGAACUGUCGAUCUGUAGAAACAUUGUUGAUUGGAUUGUACAAUCUCGAAAUAGUGGAUAAAUCUGGGCAGCAGAAAGCAAUUUCUUUUAGAUUACCAUCACUUGCGAUGCUUUCCAUAUUUCACGAGCCUGCAAGUUUAGCACCUGCCUCUUUAACGGAGAAUGCGGUACGCAGAUUCGAGGAAUGUAAUACAAAAUUAGUUAGUUGGGGGCCGCUACAGCAAGUAGAAACACUGAAUGCCCAGAACAGAUUGAAAGUUAUGACCGCUCUUCUCUUUAUCUACAAUCAACAGCUUGGUUACAUAAGUAAAUUCGCUUUGGAACAAUUAUGCAAAGUUGCUACCAAGCUUGUUACUCAAGGAUUUAUGAAACCUGGACAUCAUCAACGAUCUUCAUACGGAAGCGAGUCUAGUUUUGUCCCGAGGCUUUUACCUCGUAUACCCGUGUCCAGUCAAUUUCUCCUUGAAUUCUUGCAUGCUGUAUAUUUUGCUAUGUAUAACGAUUGCUGGUAUUUAGGAAACCAAGCAGUGGAAGAUGUUCAUAAUCGAGCAUGUUACGAAGCAUACCCAGAUGUUAUGCUAGUCACAAACGCUAUACGCAAUUCUGCCAGUUCCGGGCCAUCAGGUCACCUCAGUAGCGAUGGACCAAUUGGCAUUAGCGUCGCGUUAUCACCAAGUGCAACGGCGACGGUAUCUAAAUCGAUGAUCACGAAUGCCUCCUUCCGAACUAAAAAAUUACCAGAUGACAUACCGAUUCAAGUAGUAAAGGAAGAUUCUGGAGGAGAAGGUAAGAGCAAUCUUGUAUCGAUCACAGAAGAAGACGCUGGCGAGCAAAACAGAGUGGGUUCAAUGAGACAAUCGAAGGAUCAAAAGACUGCUUCAAAGAUAACGAAUUUCCCGGUACUUGGGAAGAAGCCACGGGAAAAGGAUGGCAAAGUAACCAAGGCUCCUCAUGUCGGUGCGUCAGAAAAAGAGAAAAAACUUGGGUCUCAGGCAACUUCGAAGGAGAGUAUCAAAGGUAGUUCCUCAAUGUUAAAUAGUGAAUCAACGGAGAUCGAUGGAAAUCGAGACUCUAAUGUUUCUUUGAUCGAGGGGGAACGUCUUGCAUUAAGCAGCGAUAUAGAUAAUACUAAUAUGGAAACUCCUAUUAAUCUAAGAACACAUAAUGAAACAGAACCAUUGACUUCGUCUAUUCAGGUUAGCUCUGUUUAAAUUAUCCGAGAUAAAUCAAGAAAAAUAAUAGUAGUGGGCUAUACUGAACAACUACAUUCUUCUGUUAAAUCGGUUGUGUAUAAUUUAUGCUUUUCCAUUGUUACAAACUUACACAACAUAUUUUAUACAUGUUUUCGUUGGAUCACAAGGGUUUCUAAGAAAUAUUAAUGCAGCAUUUGAAGAAAGUAUAUUGUGAUUAGAAACAGAGGAUUCAUCGUAUUCAGAGUUGUUUUAGAAAUGGCUCAUUACUAUACCGAUCUCUGUAAUUAGUUUAGAAAAUUGAAAACAAAUAACGAGGAAGGGAACAAUAACUAACAAUGUACGUUUUCCUUUGAUGGAUGUAUAUAAAUGUAUAUUAAAGGGUUCUGUUAAUUGUCUUUACGACACGUCUUUUAAUGUAUUAAAUAGAUUUAUGCUUUUCGCAAACCUUUUUACUUAUAAUUUUUCUAUGAUUUUAACAAUUAGGAAGUAUGACCAGACUUCUGUUACAAAAAAAGGAAAAAUGUUAUAAUUUUAAUCGUUACCGAUCUAAUAUUUAAAUAAUUUAAUACAUAAAUACUUUUAAAUCAAAGAAAAUGUACUUAUUUAUAUUUUCCUUUAAAUUAUAUUCAUUAUCAAAUUUAAUGGUAUUAUACUUGUGUCAACAUUUUUCUGCAAAAUGUAAAGCACAACAAAUAAGUAAGAACGAUUACAGAUUAUACAAAAGUCAUCGGAAGUAUUUCGUAUUUUCAUGGAAAAUAUUAUUUAUUAUAUCUUUAAAUUUUGGAUACUCUGUGAACAGAAUAUAACACGACUGACUUGUCUUUUCAGACAGUAUAAAAAAUAUACUUAGAAAAAUCGGAUAAUUUUCCUAACAAUCAUAUUUUCUAUAAUAUACCUCUUUAUGCCUGCCUAUAUGCAUAGAGUUGUCUGUAAGUUAUGUUUAGAUAAAAAUGUGUUUUUGUAUGAAUUUCUACGUGAAGAAAUGUUUUAGCUAACAUCAUGUUUAUCUUGUAACAAAUUCGAAAUAAUUUGUACCAAUGUUUUUCCAUAAUCGUAAGAUUAAUAGAUCUAAGGUCUUUCGAUUCGUAGAUUGUUUAUUUUAUGCAUGAUUGUAAUUGACAUUUAUUUAAAAUAAUUAUACGAAUAUCGUUGAAUUGCAUACAAAGUUAUACUUACGAUCAAAGUUUCUCAUUUAGUAUAACAUCACUCUUAAUCAAAAAUAUGUGGAGCAAAAUACUGGAAAAUAAAUCUUUAUAAUUAGUAGUGGAUUUAUACUUAAAAAUAUGUGCUGAUUACAAAAAUUUGUUUAAAAUAAGUUCCUUUCAAAAAUAUACAUUGAUUGUUUACUGUUUUAUCUAUGACAAUGGAAACAUAUUCAAAGGAAUAUCAAUAAACAAUAAUUUUAAAAGUCAAAGUAAUCAUGUCGAAAGAUAUGAAAUCUUGGAAUUGGUAUUUACUUGAAAAGACUGCAUAUUGCAUCACAUUAUUACUUAUUGUUAGUCCAAUGAAACGUCUACCGUUAAUUUUUUUUAACCAAUCAGAGUGUUCAACAAAAAAAAAGUUAUACGCAUAUUAAUAUUAAAACAAAAAGAACUAUACAAUACAUUCAUACGAACAUGUUUAAUUAUUAUAAUGCUUCUACAACUUUUGAACAAUCAUCUAAUUCAGUCUAUCACAUAACGAAAGAAGGCUGAUUUGUGUCAUACUCUUUAAGAAAGCUUAUGCUACAUAGUUUUGUGAGAUAUCAAUAAAAGAAAUAUUAUUUUUGUGAGAGAGAAUAUAUAUUUUAAUCUUAGCUUCAUUGAAAAGUUGUUCGUAUAACAUACAGAUUUAAAUGUAUUAUGUUGCAAUAGGAGGUUGAAAUUAUUUCUUAUUUCUGUAUAUUUUUAUAAUUAUCAACGGUACACAACGUAUUUUUUAUAUAAAAAAAAAAUAAAACUUUUGUUUUUAUUUCUUUUUUGUUAUUAAUAAAAUAUCGCGCUCGACACGCAUCUUUGUAUUGUUUUUUUUAUAUUUCGAAUAUUAGAAGCAUUCGAUUAGAUAGCCCCUUGGUAAUCGGUAAGACUUUGGAAAAUAUAAACAAACUCUUUCUAAUACAUACAUCUAGUAUACUAUUUAGAGAAAUAACAAAUUUUGAACGAAUUAUUUUUUAUGUCAUUUAGAAAGUUCUGUACGAAUAAUUCACACCAUGAACAAAUUAUCUCCAGACAUACACAAAGUAGAAAACCAAGUUCGUAGAUUAAUUUAUUUUUAAGCAAGUUAGAAGUUAUUUUUCUGUAUCACUGCCACGUAGAGUAAUUUAAUCAAAUGAAUUGUAUCGACGACUUAAGUUUUACAGAUUUAGUUCGAUUGUAUACUACAUUGUAUUAAACACAGUGCGCUCACUGCGCAAUGUGUUUUAUAAAUUAUACGAACAAUGGGGAGAAGUACAGAUUAUGAGUAUUAAAGAAUUGCACAGAGAAAAUCUUUAAAUAGUAUCGCGAAGGUAAUAAGGUAAAUGUUUAUUAAAUUUGUUGAAAUACUUGUACAAAAGGCAAGAGAAAGGGGAAUUGGUAAACAUAUAAUAAGACUUGUAUUAUUUCGUGUACAUUUAGGAGCUGUUCACUAUUUAUUAAACUCCUCGCUGUAUAAAUAUUUAACGAAUUCUCUCGUGCACUUGGACCUUUCGUAUAUAGAUACUUGCAAAACAGAACAUUAUGUAUAUAGUGUAUACCUUCCAGUUUUACGACAAAUACUAAUUACCCUUACGAACUGUGAAAUAAUAACCACGGAAUCUUGUACGUUUGUGCAGAUAGAGUCAUGAUAAUUCGUGUAUAUGCUGUUAUAAAUACUGUACAUUAUUUUAGUUUGUAAUCAUACUGUUAAAGCUUGUUACAUUGUUAAAACUGUCAAUAUGUAUAUAAUAUACAGAACUAUUGCACAGAAGGUAUAAUUGAGUCUAUCAAUAAUUUGUAUCACACGAUUAUUGGUAAAACAGUAUUCUAAAAUUUCUUAACGAAGUUGUAUCAAAAUUAAAGCUACAUUUUAAUCCACUGCACAAAAUGUUCCAUUUUUCCGUAACGACGAAACAACAAUUAACACAUUAACAAUUGUGAAUAUACAAUAUAGUAUAUAUUUUUAUGAAUAUAUUUUUUAAUCGUAAUUACACAUUCUUUAGGAAUGAAAUACAUUCUGAACAAAUAUGUCAAAUUAAAGCUUCGACAAAAAGUUUAAUGCAAAAUUUUUACUUGGAUGUUUGUAAUCGUUAAUGUGUUAAAAGACGAGUAACGGUUUUAUGAUAUUGAAGUGUUUUAAUUAUUUUCUAAUUCUUAACGAAUACACCGAAAUAACUUUUGUAUAAAGGCAGUAAGAAUUUAUAUUUUUGGCGAAUGAUAAAUUUCACGAAUGCAGUAAAUUUUUGUACUUUGAAUUUAAAACAAGUAUACGGCUUAUUUGAAUUUAACUUUAAUACAAGAAAAACCUCACCUAAGUAAGUAAAACUCAUUGUUAUCAUUGAAAAAGUAGAAGAUCUUUAUGAAACAUUUACCCCUAUCAAUAUAUAUAU